Messenger RNA from Medioppia subpectinata, 488 nucleotides. The record is from the annotation of a GenBank genome assembly. Lineage: Eukaryota; Metazoa; Arthropoda; Arachnida; Sarcoptiformes; Oppiidae.
ACAUCUUUUUUUGCAUUCACGGCAUAUAAAAUACGAAAAUAAUGGCCAAUCAGUCAUAUAUUGUGGAUAUAUUUUACCAUCAGUAUUGGUCCGAUUAUAGGAUAUUACCCCAGAAUCUAACACAUGAUCAAAGAAUAGUAUUGGAUAAUAAAUGGAGACAUAAAUUAUGGAUUCCUGACUCGUAUUUCAAGAACGCAUUGAGCGGUCACGUGACUGACAUAAUAUUCCCGACACUAUAUUUUGCGGUUCACAAUCAGACGGAAGUAUUUAUGGCUUCGCGGGUAUCACUACAGUUGAGCUGUGAUAUGGAUUUCGCCAAAUUUCCUCACGACACCCAAACAUGUCAUAUAGACAUUAUGUCACUGUCACACAAUAUGAAAACAGUGAUCCUCUCGUGGAAAGAGUUUUACAUCACUCCUUACUUACAUCUGCCACAAUUCUGGUUAGCCGGGUAUUCACACGAGACAUGUAUGAGAAAUUACGCCAUC